Molecule: messenger RNA, 190 nt
Organism: Dibothriocephalus latus
Lineage: Eukaryota; Metazoa; Platyhelminthes; Cestoda; Diphyllobothriidea; Diphyllobothriidae
Source: the annotation of a GenBank genome assembly
GACCGCUUUGGACGUACUCCCAUCUACCUGGCUACCUGCCGCGGUCAUACCGAGGUCGUCACCUAUCUGCUCUCCUGCAAUGCGGACAUUCACUCGCCCAACAAGGAGCUCAAAUCUCCCCUCUACAUUGCCGCCAACUUCGGUCAUUUGGACAUUGUCAACGCCUUGCUACGGCAUGGUGCACAGGUAA